AAUUAUUUGUUAUUACAUAUUUUCAUUAUAAGCAUUGCAACGGAUGUCAACACAUUUUUUUAAUUAUAUAUAAAAUUAUAUAUAAAAUAAAUUUUUUUUUUAUUAUCUCGAUUAUAAAAAAUAAUAAUUUUAUCGGAAUUGGGGCUUUACCUAAAGUAUGAAGACUGCACGGUUGAAUUUACAUCUGUUCGACAAUAUAACUUCUACAUAAAAUAUGAAUGCGCGAGACAGAAUAUCAUCAGUGUGAGAGGCACAAUUGACAGUUUGAUUAAUCUGAAUUAUCGAAAAACGAUGGGAAAGAUAAUGUUUUCGGCGGUUACUGAAAAGCAGCAAGUUUUGGUGCUGUUUCUGCUUGAGAUUAUCCUAAUCGCUCUAAUCGGAGCAAUGAUGACGUAUGGUCCAGAGGCGAAUGCUAAUUUGCUCAAAAAUCACACUAGAAUCAAAUCCACACAAAUAAAAUCACCGGAAGAUGAUCCAUUACGAAUUUAUCCGAUGUAUCAAGAUGUUCACGUGAUGAUUUUCAUCGGUUUUGGCUUUUUGAUGACAUUCCUCAAGAGAUACAGCCAGAGCGCUGUUGGCUUAACCUUCCUCGUAGGUGCAAUUCUCAUCCAGGUGGCUUUAAUCUGCGAUGGCAUAUUGAAUGUAAAAUUAGGCAACAAAGCUUAUCUUUCUUUAGAGAGUUUGCUUAGUGCCGAUGUUGCUGUCGCUACUCCGCUUAUUUCCAUGGGAGCAGUUUUGGGCAAAGUGACGUAUAUGCAAUUGGUAUUUAUGGGGAUAAUGGAAUUGAUCAUGUUCACUAUUAAUAAAUAUGUAGGCGAGCAGCUAUUCAUGGCCGUCGACGCUGGCGAUAGUAUGUUCGUUCACGUGUUUGGCGCAUAUUUCGGAUUGGCCAUUAGCUUCGUACUCGGAAUGAAGGAAAAUCCGAAUGAACAUAAGCUGGAAGGAUCAUCCUAUCAAUCAGACGUUUUCGCCAUGAUCGGGACGGUGUUUUUAUGGCUAUUUUGGCCGUCAUUCAAUGCCGCUGCAUUGACAGGAGAUGAUCAACAGCGAGCUGUAAUCAACACUCUGUUAUCAAUAUCCGCGAGCUGCGUGGUUGCGUUCGCCGUGUCCGCAUUGGUUUCCAAGGACAACAAAUUUAACAUGGUACACGUGCAAAACUCGACCCUGGCUGGAGGCGUAGCUAUUGGCACAGCUGCAGGUAUGAUGUGUGAGCCACUGGGUGCUUUGGUCAUCGGCGCUAUAUCCGGUGUAAUUAGCGUCCUGGGAUACAAAUACCUUACGCCAUUUAUACAGAAACGUCUUCGUAUCCAUGAUACCUGCGGAGUACAUAAUUUACACGGGAUGCCGGGAGUAUUAGCUGCAAUUUUUGGAGCGCUUAUGUCAGGCUUGGCCACGGAAGCCACUUAUGAUUAUUCCCUCUAUGAAAUUUUUCCUGCACGAGCGCCAAGCAAAGUAUCGAAACUUAGUGAGAUACGAGAUUACAAUUAUGGAAUAUCAGCAGGAUUAGAUAGAACGGCGUAUCAACAAGCUGGAUAUCAAUUACUGGCGCUGGCAGUCACCCUUGGGAUUUCUAUUGUUUCCGGAUUAAUAACAGGUUUAUUUCUACGUACGAUGAUGUGCGGAUGGAUUACCGAAGACCAAAAAUUCGAUGAUGGGGUUGUUUGGGAAUUGGAAGAAGAAUCUCAGAUUGAAGUCGGAAAAGAUCGUAAUGACACUCGCCUCAACGAACAUAUAGCUAUGGGCAAUAUCUAACAUGUAGAUGUAUUAAACAAUGUAUAAUAUGCAAAGUGCGCAUCUCACAAAAUUAUUUAAGCUUGCAACAUUAGUAUUAAGUACAUGGUUGGGAAAUAACUCGUUAUUUAGAAUAUCUUUCCUGUUUUCGAUACUUUUUUUAAUAAUAAUCAUUACUUUCUUCGGUCUGUAAUAGUAACGGCAACGUUGUUUUUACAAUAAAACAUUUUUACAGUACUGAUAACGAA
Molecule: messenger RNA, 1979 nt
Organism: Solenopsis invicta (red fire ant)
Lineage: Eukaryota; Metazoa; Arthropoda; Insecta; Hymenoptera; Formicidae
Gene: Rh50
Product: ammonium transporter Rh type A
Exons: 12
Coding region: 292-1752 (486 amino acids)
Biological process (GO): ammonium homeostasis; ammonium transmembrane transport
Cellular component (GO): plasma membrane
Molecular function (GO): ammonium channel activity
Source: RefSeq, a predicted model, not a curated record